Molecule: messenger RNA, 6302 nt
Organism: Brienomyrus brachyistius
Lineage: Eukaryota; Metazoa; Chordata; Actinopteri; Osteoglossiformes; Mormyridae
Product: NACHT, LRR and PYD domains-containing protein 12-like
Exons: 25
Coding region: 305-5476 (1723 amino acids)
Molecular function (GO): protein binding
Source: RefSeq, a predicted model, not a curated record
ACCCAGCAGGGGCCAGCCAAGGACCAGCCAAGGUCCCAUCAUGGAAACAUGAUCUGUAUCUGUAUGUGAGCAGCUUGUCACUGGCUCUUCGGGGGAGCGUGUGCAGAUAUUGCCGAUGAAAGAAGAAUCAUGCAGUGGGAGAUUAAGGGGUGACGACCCUCCAUAUCCAAAUCGGAUCUCCCGCGUGGUGGUGGGGCUCAUUCAGAUGCUGCGUGGAGCGGGGCUAAGAUUCUACGGCGCGCCACUGAAUCCACGUCCAUUUCCGUUUUGACAGCUUCCGCGUUUGAUACGAAGCUGUGUCCUGAUGGAGAGAGCAGACUCCCCUGUACCCAGCUGUGUUUCCCUGAAGAGUGACUGGUCAAUGGAUCGACCAAUCAGAUUCAGAGAGGGACCUUUUCCUACAGAUCAAAGUGUCCUGAUGGAGAGAGCAGACUCCCCUGUACCCAGCUGUGUUUCCCUGAAGAGUGACUGGUCAAUGGAUCGACCAAUCAGAUUCAGAGAGGGACCUUUUCCUACAGAUCAAAGUGUCCUGAUGGAGAGAGCAGACUCCCCUGUACCCAGCUGUGUUUCCCUGAAGAGUGACUGGUCAAUGGAUCGACCAAUCAGAUUCAGAGAGGGACCUUUUCCUACAGAUCAAAGUGUCCUGAUGGAGAGAGCAGACUCCCCUGUACCCAGCUGUGUUUCCCUGAAGAGUGACUGGUCAAUGGAUCGACCAAUCAGAUUCAGAGAGGGACCUUUUCCUACAGAUCAAAGUGUCCUGAGGGAGAGAGCAGACUCCCCUGUACCCAGCUGUGUUUCCCUGAAGAGUGACUGGUCAAUGGAUCGACCAAUCAGAUUCAGAGAGGGACCUUUUCCUACAGAUCAAAGUGUCCUGAUGGAGAGAGCAGACUCCCCUGUACCCAGCUGUGUUUCCCUGAAGAGUGACUGGUCAAUGGAUCGACCAAUCAGAUUCAGAGAGGGACCUUUUCCUACAGAUCAAAGUGUCCUGAUGGAGAGAGCAGACUCCCCUGUACCCAGCUGUGUUUCCCUGAAGAGUGACUGGUCAAUGGAUCGACCAAUCAGAUUCAGAGAGGGACCUUUUCCUACUGAUCAAAGUGUCCUGAUGGAGAGAGCAGACUCCCCUGUACCCAGCUGUGUUUCCCUGAAGAGUGACUGGUCAAUGGAUCGACCAAUCAGAUUCAGAGAGGGACCUUUUCCUACUGAUCAAAGUGUCCUGAUGGAGAGAGCAGACUCCCCUGUACCCAGCUGUGUUUCCCUGAAGAGUGACUGGUCAAUGGAUCGACCAAUCAGAUUCAGAGAGGGACCUUUUCCUACUGAUCAAAGAGACCAAAUCCAAGAAUGCAGUUCAGAUCUACAUGAUAAAUCGGGUUUAUCAUCCAUAUUGAAGUCACUAGAGGAAAAAGCCAUGAAGUUCCUAAAGGAGGAACUGAAGACGUUUGUGAGGUACCUAGAUCAGAAUUACCCAGAAUGCUCUGAGCCUCAGCUGGAGGAGGACAAUGACCUGGACUGUGAUGGUCACAUGAAGACCAGUGUUAGAGAGGUAGCUCUGAAGAUCACACUGUACAUCCUGAGGAUCAUGAAGCAAAAUGAUCUUGCUGACAUGCUGGAGAAGAGACAGCUCAUGCUGCAACAUCAGCAGGAAAUGAAGUGUAAGCUUAAGAAGCAAUUUGAGUGUGUAUGUGAAGGGAAAGCUAAGGAAGGACAGCCAACACUUCUCAGUGAGAUUUACACAGAACUCUACAUAACUGAAGGUGGGACUGGAGCAGUGAAUGAUGAACAUGAAGUGAGACAGAUUGAAACAGCAUCCAAGAAAAGGCGAACAGAAGAUACUACAGUCAAGUGCAAAGAUAUAUUUAAACCCUUAUGUGGGCGUGAGACACCUAUCAGAACUGUACUCACUAAAGGGGUGGCAGGUAUCGGGAAAACAGUCUCUGUGCAGAAAUUCAUUCUCGACUGGGCAGAAGGAAAAGCAAACCAGGAUGUUCACUUCAUAUUUGCUCUUCCUUUCCGGGACCUGAAUUUGAUUAAGGGUGAAUACAGUCUGAUUGAGCUGCUUCACCACUUUGUCCCAGAACUGAAAUCAUUUCAAUCCACUGAGCUGUUUAGGUACAAAGUCUUGUUCAUCUUUGAUGGCCUGGAUGAGUGUCGCCUUCCUCUGGAUUUUCAGAACAAUGAGAGCUGGUUUGAUGUAACAAAGAAAACGUCACUGGAUGGACUGUUGACUAACCUCAUUAAGGGGAAUUUGCUCCCAUCCGCUCUCCUCUGGAUAACCUCCCGGCCAGCAGCAGCCAAUCAGAUACCUCCUGAGUGUGUCCACCAGGUGACAGAGAUACGGGGGUUCAGUGAUGCCCAGAAGGAGGAGUAUUUCAGGAAGAGAUUCAGUGAUCAGAGCCUGGCCAGCAGGAUUAUCACACAUGUGAAAUCAUCAAGGAGCCUCUUCAUCAUGUGCCAUAUACCUGUGUUCUGCUGGAUUUCAGCCACUGUGCUUAAGAGGUUUUUUAGUGAGACUGACAGGGGAGAAAUUCCAAGGACUCUGACUGAAAUGUACACACACUUCCUGAUCUUUCAGACAAGUUUGAAAAAUGACAAGUAUAUGAAAAACCAUGAAACUAAGCUUAAGGAAUACAGCAAGGAAUUCCUUUUAAAACUUGGUAAACUGGCUUAUGACAACCUUGAGAAAGGGAAUCUCAUAUUUUAUGAGCAAGAUCUGACAGAGAAUGGCAUUGAUGUCACUGAAACUUCAGUUUACUCUGGAGUGUGCACAGAAUUCUUUAAAGAGCAGUAUGGGUUGUACCAGGAGAAGGUGUACUGCUUUGUGCAUCUGAGCAUCCAGGAGUAUCUCGCUGCUUUAUAUGUGUUUCUGUCAAACUCAUCAGCUGACCUGCUGAAGACUGCAGUGGAUCAGGCAUUAAAGAGCAAGAACGGACACUUGGACCUCUACCUCCGCUUCCUCCUGGGCCUCUCAACAAACUCCAGUAAGACUCUGUUACAAAGGCUACUGGGGCUGACAAGAAUCAGCUCACAUACCAUUAAGGAAACAGCCCAAUACAUCAAGGAGAAAAUACAGGAGAAUUUAUCUCCAGAAAGGACCAUCAACCUGUUCCACUGUCUUACUGAACUGGGUGACAAGUCCCUAGUAGAGGAAGUACAAAGAUACCUGAAUUCAGGAAACAUUUCAGCAGAUCACCUCUCACCUGCACAGUACUCAGCUCUGGCCUUUGUGAUGCUGAUGUCAGAUGAGGAGCUGGAUGUGUUUGACCUGAAGAAAUACAUCAGAUCAGAUAAACAGCACUGCAGGCUGCUGCCUGUGGUCAAGAACUCCAGGACGGCUCUGCUGAAUGGCUGUAACCUCAUAGAUAAACACUGUGAAGUGCUGUCUUCAGCUCUAAGAUCAAAUUCUUCCCCCCUGAGAGAGCUGGACCUGAGUGACAAUAACCUGAAGGAUUCAGUAGUGAAGCUGCUCUCUGCUGCACUGGGGGAUUUACACUGUAAACUGGAUAUAUUGGGGCUGUCAGGCUGUAGAGUCACAGAAGAAGGCUGUUCUUCCCUGGCUUCAGCUCUGAGGUCAAACCCCUCACACCUGAGAGAGCUGGAUCUGAGCUACAAUCACCCAGGAGACUCAGGAGUGAAGCUGCUCUCUGCUGUACUGGAGGAUCCCAGCUGUAAACUGGAGAAGCUGAAGGUGGGCCGGUGUGAACUCACAGAGAAAUGCUGUGAGGCACUGGCUUCAGCUCUCAGAUCAAACUCCUCACCCCUGAGAGAGCUGGACCUGAGUGACAAUGACCUGCAGGACUCAGGAGUGAAGCUGCUCUCUGCUCGACUGGGGGAUUCGCACUGUAAACUGGAGAUACUGAGGCUGUCAGGCUGUAGAGUCACAGGAGAAGGCUGUUCUUCCCUGGCUUCAGCUCUGAGGUUAAACCCCUCACACCUGAGAGAGCUGGAUCUGAGCUACAAUCACCCAGGAGACUCAGGAGUGAAGCUGCUCUCUGCUGUACUGGAGGAUCCCAGCUGUAAACUGGAGAAGCUGCAGGUGGGCCGUUGUGAACUCACAGAGAAAUGCUGUGAGGCACUGGCUUCAGCUCUCAGAUCAAACUCCUCACCCCUGAGAGAGCUGGACCUGAGUGACAAUGACCUGCAGGACUCAGGAGUGAAGCUGCUCUCUGCUGGACUGGGGGAUUUACACUGCAAACUGGAGAUACUGAGGCUGUCAGGAUGUAGAGUCACAGAAGAAGGCUGUUCUUCCCUGGCUUCAGCUCUGAAGUUAAACCCCUCACACCUGAGAGAGCUGGAUCUGAGCUACAAUCACCCUGGAGACUCAGGAGUGAAGCUGCUCUCUGCUCUACUGGAGGAUCCCAGCUGUAAACUGGAGAAGCUGCAGCUGUCAGGCUGUAGAGUCACAGAAGAAGGCUGUUCUUCCCUGGCUUCAACUCUGAGGUCAAACCCCUCACACCUGAGAGAGCUGGACCUGAGCUACAAUCACCCAGGAGACUCAGGAGUGAAGCUGCUCUCUGCUGUACUGGAGGAUCUCAGCUGUAAACUGGAGAAGCUGCAGGUGGGCCGGUGUGAACUCACAGAGAAAUGCUGUGAGGCACUGGCUUCAGCUCUCAGAUCAAACUCCUCACCCCUGAGAGAGCUGGACCUGAGUGACAAUGACCUGCAGGACUCAGGAGUGAAGCUGCUCUCUGCUGGACUGGGGGACUUACACUGUAAACUGGAGAUACUGAGGCUGUCAGGCUGUAGAGUCACAGAAGAAGGCUGUUCUUCCCUGGCUUCAGCUCUGAGGUCAAACCCCUCACACCUGAGAGAGCUGGAUCUGAGCUACAAUCACCAAGGAGACUCAGGAGUGAAGCUGCUCUCUGCUGUACUGGAGGAUCCCAGCUGUAAACUGGAGAAGCUGAAUGUGGAUCACGGAGGAGAGUGCAGGACCAGACCAGGCUUACAGAAAUACUCCUGCCAGCUGACGCUGGACCCCAACACAGCAAACAGAAGCCUGUCACUGUCAGGGGGGAACAGGAAGGUGACACAUGACUGGGGGGCAGAGCGGCAGCCAUAUCCUGAUCAUCCAGAGAGAUUUGACGGCUGGUGUCCCCAAGUUCUGUGCAGAGAGAGUCUGACUGGCCGCUGUUACUGGGAGGCUGAGUGGGAUGGACGUGCAGCCUGGAUAGGAGUGACUUAUAAAGGAAUUGGGAGGAAAGGAGGGAGGGACUGUGAGCUUGGAUACAAUGACAAGUCAUGGAGUCUGCGCUGUAAUACUGACAGUUACUCUGUCUGGCACAAUGAUAAACUGACUCUCAUACCCAUAAAGCCCUCAGGCUCCCGCAGAGUAGGAGUGUAUCUGGACUGGGGGGCUGGUGCUCUGUCCUUCUACAGAGUCUCCUCUGAUGGACUGACCCUCCUGCACAGAUUCACCUCCUCAUUCACUGAGUCCUUCUAUCCAGGAUUUUAUGUUUAUCCAAAAUCCUCAGUGUCACUGUGACGUGUUGCUGGUUCUCCUGGCAAAAAGGGUAAAAUCUCUGCUUUUUAACCUUUAUUAUCCUUUUUACUCUGAAAUGUACAGUACUGAGCAAAAGUCUGAGGCAGGCAAAGAAAAUGAUGUUUAGAUUAUCCUCCUGUUGGUGUAAAACUAUGAUAUGAUGCCUGUCAAAGUGUGUCAGCUUCGCCAUUUCAGAACCUCUGCUAAAAUCAUCCUAGUAUUUGCAGCGACCGUCCAGUGCAGCCAUGUAUGUUUUGACUUGGCCACUAACACACCUCAUACAGCUGGUCAAUCUGUCACUGACUUUUUAAACCAAUAUAUUUAAUUAUUUAAUUGAGCUUUUGGUGAAAUUUAACAAAAUCAUGGAACGGGUGAGGUACCCCUGAGGAGAAGUUUGGGAACUGAAGCGGUGUUCAUCUAGCCAUCCAACUAGAUAUCAGUAACUUUUUAGAAAAUAGAAGAAAUUAUUGCUAGUUUUUAUUGUUUUACUCUUAAUUUGCACACGUUCUAAUGUUAAAUUGUGUCUUUUAUUCUAAGCCAAAGUACAGUUGCUACCCAGAUAAACAGCUUUAAACAUUUCUUUGGACUGCCUAAGACUUUUGCACAGCACUGUAUAUUUGACAAAAAAAUAAAUACCUGUGUUCAGUGAGCUGAAUAAACAUGAAAUAUAUAGUUUUUUAUCUGACUAAAAUGUAAUUAAACGUAAUGCUGAUUGGGGGGGGGGGGGGGGCUUUCCCCCUCCGCUGUAUAUGUACAUUUUAUAUAUUUAUGUCCAUUUACUGUAUUUCCUCCCUGUACAAUGACAAUAAAGGCUUUCUGUUCUGUCCUA